Molecule: messenger RNA, 3984 nt
Organism: Miniopterus natalensis
Lineage: Eukaryota; Metazoa; Chordata; Mammalia; Chiroptera; Miniopteridae
Gene: SUPT3H
Product: SPT3 homolog, SAGA and STAGA complex component
Biological process (GO): transcription by RNA polymerase II
Molecular function (GO): protein heterodimerization activity; transcription coactivator activity
Source: RefSeq, a predicted model, not a curated record
AUAUGUGUAAUAUUUUUAAAGAGACUGACUGUUCGAGUGAACCUUUUAUGUAAAAAUAUCUCUGAAGGCUUUUCUUAGCUAUUAGCAUUUGCACCCUCAAUGCUUUUGAGGAGCCUUGGUCUGACCUCUCUGUUGACUCAGAGCUGUCACGUUUUAGUAUCCUGGGGCAAGGGUUAGAACAGCGUGGGAGGCUGGUAUUUGUAUGCUUUGGAGAGGAAUUCAAGAUGCUACCCUGUUUUGCCAUCAGUUUUCAAGUAGGCACGGGUGCAUCAUUAAUCAUAGGAAAUGCAAAAAUAAAUAAUAAUUCAGCCCAAUUGGAUUUUUUUAUAUGAAUACUUACCUUUUCCUUUUUUUUUGUGUAUACAGUUGAGGUAUUUAGGUAACCCCUGACCUUUUGCUUCAACAAAGAAGUACAGUAUAAAAAUAUUACCACAGUUUUCAUGUGAGCAGCUCUUGAGAGGAAAAAAAGCUCUCUAGAUGAAUAUUUGUUGAAAAAAACAGUUGUGAUACAGAAUGUCUUAACUCAGCCCCAAUACAGCACUUGAGGACCACCAGUGUAUAAAAUUGAAAGCAUAUGAUUUUUGAAGCACUAGAAAAGGUUUGUAAUUGAUUAGUGCUGGUCGAAAGUAUUGAAGUACAGUGAGUUUUGAUUUGUGAAUGGUUCUAUUCAAUAAAGAUUAAUUCUGUGUGUUUGAUAAAAUCUUAGUGCCUUCAAUGAGUUAGCUUUCCCCCCCUCUGCAGUUUAUUUAACCAUCAAAUAGUUCAGUGUUGUUUUAACAAACUGGAACAUUUCUAUCUUACUGAAUUUAACUUUAGCAUGACUGAUUUAAACAAGUCAAACUAUCAGUGAUUAGUUUGAAGGGUGUAAUUGAAUAUAUUAAUUUUUUUCCUUUUAAAAAAUAACUAAAAUAUAAUGUAAUCAUAUAUAUUUCAUGCCUUCGUUGUGAUUUAGAGACUAUAAGGUCAUAUAGACUAACAAAAUAUUUUUAUCCAAUUUCUUUGAAACAUUUUACAUUUUAAUAUAGUUCUAAAAUUUAAAAGUGAAAUCGAACAUUCUUUUCAUGUAAAAGUAGGAUUUUUUUUAUAAUUUAAAAUAAUUUAUAAUACGAGUCCUUGGGAAUUGUAUAGAUAUUUUUAGCUUUUAAUGUAUGUUGGAGUGGUCUUCUGUUUGUUCUUGACUUUUUAAAUUCUCUCCCUGGAUUUUGGAAUUAUUUUAGAAGCAAGUUGUGACACUGUCACUAUUAAAUCUUGAAACUAAAAUUAUCAUUAUUGGUAUGGACCACAACUAUUAUUUUUGAAAUCAGUGUUCACACAUCAUUUUCAAUCAGUCACUAUGGUCAGUUACAAAGGUUUUAUGUAGAAAUUUUAAUCAGUUAACUGAUAUAUUUUCAUAAGUAAGUUCUUAAUUUUAAUAUACUCUGUGAGUCACAUCUGUCAUUUUGAACCGACUUUAUGGUAAAUAAUGGGCUUAUUUUGAGUAGUGCAAAUUGAAAAUUCUUGUUUAAUUCAAGAUAAAUGAUAUGCUGAGAGAACAAGGACACUGAAAUGCAUUCUCUGUCUCUGCGGGGCUGUCUCUCACACGCUUUCACUCAUUAUAUCUGAGCUGAGGCAGUGGGCCCGGGUGUGCUUUGUCCCUCACCUAGGAAAGCCUAAACUUUUAAAAACAAUUUGACAAAAUUAGAGCACAUACUUUUGACAUUUCACUAGGUUGUUUUCAUCAUCAUAUAAGAAUUUAAAGCCCGAAGUGAGGCUUUCGACUUCAAGUGGAUUAUAGAUUAGCGAAAUGCUUGCAGUGUGAUGAUAACCUGUCCGUAAUGUCCGCUCCCCACUCACCUGCAAUUAGUUCAGUAUAGUGAGUUCAUCUUAAAUCUCUGUCCAGGCUCUAAAGUACUCUUUGGGGUGGGAGAGGGUAAAUUCCACUUUUCAGAAAAAGAAUUGUUACAUUGUCUAAAAAUAUAUGGCAUUCAAUAGAAGAUAAUCUUUAUUUAGUUCACUCACUGCAGUGCCUUGUUGUUUUAGAAAUCAGUCAAGUUUUAGAAAUUUUACUAUAGAAAUUGUUAAGGGUGUCACAGAAAUGUGAGACCGCUCAUAUGGUAGAAUAAAGAGCAUUUUAACAUAUUCUUUGUGACAAUAUUAAUAACUUUACUCGUAAUGAUGAAAUAGCCCUUGAAACUUGUGUUGUUUCCGAUCUGGUUAGAAAAAUGUAUUUUAUUUUUUUUAGACAGUGUAAUACUGUGAAAGACUAACUUAACUGCUUGCGAUGCCUGUUUUAAGUUAUCCCUCCAUAUAACAAUAGUUUUAGCCAGUUUUUUUCUCAUCUCUUGGAUAGAAACAGCAAAAGUUACCAUGUAUGAGCUAUAAUUAUGAUAUGGGUUGUAAUGCAGUCUAGUUGUAUCUAUGUUCUCCUUUAAUGCAGAAAAAUUUAGAGUAACACUUAUUGACUACCAUUAAAUUAAAAAAUAAUCUGUGAUUGUCAUAUUGUACGUGUUAUAACCGAGGUGGCCCACUUACAGCUAUUGAAGGAGUCACUACAGCAAUUUUACAUUUUUUGGGUAAAAUACAAAGUACAUUUCCUCACCCUGUAAAGAGAAACCUUUUUCUCUCCUUCAGGUUUAUUUCUCUUUGACCUAAACUAAGACUGAUCCUCUGAUAGCCAGUUAAAAUGUGUGAAGUAGGAGGAGUAAAGGAAACUCCAAUCGUUAGUUGUAAGUUAUAAAGCAAAGUUAAUAUAGGUAUAAAGAGCAAAAGGAUUUAUUUUAAAGGAUAAAAGAAAACUUUAUAAACUUGCUUUGUAGUCGGAACAUGUUGGACAUCAUAAAGAAAAUCUUGUUUUCUUUAGGUGAUGCUAGGAGGCCUCUUCAUGAAACAGCAGUUUUGGUAGAAGACGUGGUACACACUCAGUUAAUUAAUCUGUUACAGCAAGCUGCUGAAGUUUCUCAGCUCCGGGGUGCAAGGGUAAUAUCUGCUGAAGAUCUUCUGUUUUUGAUGCGAAAAGAUAAGAAAAAACUUAGAAGACUGCUAAAAUACAUGUUUUUCCGAGACUACAAAUCAAAGAUUGUCAAAGGCAUCGAUGAGGAUGAUCUUCUCGAAGACAAAUUGAGUGGCAGUAAUAAUGCAAACAAAAGACAAAAAAUCGCUCAAGACUUUCUCAACUCUAUUGACCAAACAGGAGAACUCUUGGCAAUGUUUGAAGAUGAUGAAAUUGAUGAAGUUAAACAAGAAAGAAUGGAGAGAGCAGAAAGACAAACUCGAAUUAUGGAUUCAGCCCAAUAUGCAGAAUUCUGUGAAAGUCGGCAACUGAGUUUCUCCAAAAAAGCCUCCAAAUUUCGAGACUGGUUGGACUGCAGCAGUAUGGAGAUAAAACCCAAUGCUGUCGCUAUGGAAAUUUUAGCAUAUUUAGCGUAUGAAACUGUGGCACAGUUAGUGGAUCUGGCUCUUCUUGUGAGGCAGGACAUGGUAACCAAGGCAGGAGACCCUUUCAGCCAUGCAAUUUCGGCAACCUUCAUUCAGUAUCACAGCUCUGCUGAGGGGUCUUGCAUGAAGUCCUACCCAGAAUCUCCUGAGAAUACACCUCCUCCCACACCAACAGCUCCAUCAUCUGGAUCACAGCACGCAGGGAAAACCACAGCAGGAUCCCUAGGGAAUGGGAAUGCUGGACAAGACUCAGCUAAAGCCAAGCAAAGGAAAAGAAAAAAGAGCACUGCGGCCUGUGGUGUUGAGGCUCACAGCGAUGCCAUCCAGCCCUGCCACAUCAGAGAGGCCAUUCGGCGCUACGGCCACAAGAUUGGCCCCCUUUCCCCAUUCACAGUACGUAAUAACAGAGUUAUAAAAAGUUAUAUUUAUAAUCUCAAAGAAUUCUGAUUUUCAAGUGGUCAAAUGAAGAAGCAAUGGAAUUGUUGAAAGCAAUUUGUGGUGACUGUAAUUUUGUUGUAUAAAAGUGGCAUAAUUCUCUUGGGAAAUAAAAGUUAGUCAUUUUUGUCUCUU